Messenger RNA from Pundamilia nyererei, 965 nucleotides. RefSeq lists its product as uncharacterized. The record is from RefSeq and is a predicted model, not a curated record. The transcript has 2 exons. NCBI's taxonomy places the organism in Eukaryota, Metazoa, Chordata, Actinopteri, Cichliformes, Cichlidae. Bases 50 to 877 code for a protein of 275 amino acids.
CGGAGAUGGAUCACAAAAUAACCGUAAUGGCCGACAGGUUAACCCAGAAAUGUUUCCAAGAGGAGAUCAGGAGCCAGCUUAUGAACCUGUUGGUGGAUUCUGGGGUUUACUGGAAAGACUUUAUGUUACUCUCUAUGAUAUCUUUUUUUGGAGGCUGACUGAGCUACUAGAUGAAUUAGAGGAUCGAUAUGAUGUCUUAUAUAUUGACUUUCACAAUGUCAAUGACGGCAAUGUCAACAAUGUAAACAAUCACAAUAUUAAUGUGAGAGACAAUAAUGCCAAUGCUGACAACAAUGAACUGCAUGAUGAUCAUAACGCUGUUGUUGUCGUCGGCAUUGAAAAUGACGAUUCUGAUGAGGCAUUUGAAGACUGUGAGGAUGUUCACCCGUACAUCCCAGAGGAUCCUCAGCCAGGUGUAUCCAGGAAGAGUUCUAGAGAGAUGGAUGUGAAAGAUGUGGAGCCAAACAAAAGAAUCAGAUGGAGCGAGGAGUUUUCUGAUGAUGACUCUGACUCUAUCUCUGCCUGUGACACUGAUAGCGAGGGCUGUCCUCAUCUUGGUAAUAUUGCUGAUGAGGUACCGCUGCCUGUUGGAUCCACAAAAAGAUCCAGAAAGGAAGAUGGAGAUGAAGAAAAGCCUAAUAGCAAAAAAUCCAGGCUCGCAAACUCUGAUUCGGGGACCAGCUCAAUUGUGUAUGAUCACUCUGAGAGCAGUAGUGAUGAACUUUUUGAAGAUGCCCAUGAAGAGCCUGACAACCAUGAAACUGGAGGCUCGAGGAAAAGGUCCCGAGAGGAUUUGGAGGAAGAAGAGGAAUACUUGCGCGUUUGCAAAUUUCGGAGGUGUUCAAAUGAGUCCACCAGCACCCGUGAUGACAACUAACACUAUUUCAACUGGAUUUUUCUGUAUCCUUUUAGUAGGCUGAUGGCCUGCUCAGGUGACCCUGAAUCCUCCCGUGGUUUUGCUGCAA